Laccaria bicolor S238N-H82 is the source of this 816-nucleotide messenger RNA. RefSeq lists its product as uncharacterized. The transcript has 5 exons. Bases 1 to 816 code for a protein of 271 amino acids. NCBI's taxonomy places the organism in Eukaryota, Fungi, Basidiomycota, Agaricomycetes, Agaricales, Hydnangiaceae. The record is from RefSeq and is a predicted model, not a curated record.
AUGUCACUCUGCCUCCCUCGCGAUUUUUCCUCCGUCGUAACGUACAGACAAGCAAUCACCGAAAUUCGAUCUAGAGCUGAAAUAGCGUCACCUAACGCGGUUCACAUAUAUGAGUUUAAAAUCAGCGAGAAUGAACUACAAGCGGCGUAUAAUCUGCUUGAUGAAGAAGAGCAUCGCGGAGCCAUGCGGGUAACCUACAGCAACAGUCAUAACUUUAUCGUUCGCUAUAUGCCUGGCAGUGUGCACCAGGCAGCACAUGCGUCCUGGAGCAUUUAUACACAUCAGGCCCUUAGAGACUUGCUUCCACAUCCCAAACCCACGGCCGUUCCAGGAUGUGUUUUUAUUGCAGCGACCGAACAAACGCUUGGCCAGAGAAAGAAAGAACCAGAUUCUGGUAUCAUGCCUAUCGGCUCCAACCGUCCCAGCAUCGUUAUCGAGAUUGGAAGUUCCGAAAGCCUUACCCAACUCAAAAUCGAUGCCCAGCUUUGGCUUGAACACAUGCCAGAGGUGCAACUUGGGAUCCUUGUUUUGAUUGACCCCCCUGCUGCUGCAAACCCCAAUCCCCCAGUUGCGACUAUCCAGUUGUGGCGAGGCUUUCCUCCACCUGAAAGACAAACCAGUGGUCAAGCGCAGACCCGAAUUGCCAGGAUGGUCUGGCAAAAAGACUGGACCCAUAAUGCGUCUCCGCUACAUCUUUUACUGGCAGACAUUUUCCAGGGACAGGUGCCCCCAGAAUAUGGUCAACAUGAUCGCGUCCAAUUGGAUACUGUUACUUGGCGAGAGGCCAUUCAUAGAGGCUGGCAACGUCAUCAAUGA